GUGAUUACGCGUCUCAAGAGUUGCGCCAAUUUUUCAUUAUCUGCUUCGAUUAUUCCUUUUAAGGUUUGGCAGUUUUCUUGCGCUUUAUUUUGUAGUUUGCCUAGGAAGAGUGCAUGAUCGAUGUAAUUUUGUAAAUCAUGGAAUCUUUUAUUUAAGGCUCCCAUAUCAAUGUUUAUUACUAACUUCCAGCUAGAUUCUACUUGAUGUAGAUCGCCGAUUUUUUCAAAAUAUAUUCCUGGCUCUUGCUUAAAUUGUUCUAUUUUAUUUUCGGCUUCUAGGCUUGAUUUUGCUGCUAUAUCUUGGGCCUUUCAUGUCAUUAGCGCUCAGAAAAAAUAGAUGCUUGUUUGUUACGCUUUUUCUUCUUUUAAUGUUCUAUGAAAGCUUUUAAGCGAUUUAUAUGUGUGCAUAUUAUUUUUCUCCCUACUUUGAUUUUAUAAUUAACAUCGGAAAUUUUAUCAGUAAUUAUGUAUGGUCCAGUCCAUAGAGAGUCGAGUUUCUUUGAACGUCCUCUCCGAACGGUUUCAUCAUAUAGCAAUACUUUGUCUCCUACCUUGAAGGUGGUUUGUUUUGCCUUUUUGUCGUAUUUUUCUUUUAUUUUAAUUUUUUCCUUUUUUAUGUGCUCUUUAGCGAUUUGAUUUGUCGCUCGUAUUCUUUCCUUUAAUUCCUGGGCGUAGUUAUCGUAAGUAUACGUAGGUUUCGGCGGCGUUGUUAGCGCUGUUGGUAAGAUUGCUUGAUGUCCGUAUACUAGCCCGAAAGGAGUAAAUCCUGUUGCCGUAUGAGGGGUAGUGUUGUACGUGAACAUGGCAUAAGGUAUCCACUCGUCCCAGUCUGUCUGGUUGGCAUUUAUAUAAUGUCGUAAGUACUCAGCUAGUGUACGAUGUGAGCGUUCUAGCGCACCAUUACUUUCUGGGGUGCGUUCAGAUUCCCCACCCGGCUGCCCCGAACUACCCAAGCGCCGUUCAGAUUCCUCCUAUUUUCACUUAGAUGGCGUCCGAAUGUAUCGUUCAGAUUCCCCGCCAACAUACCCGGGUGAGGGAAAAAUCACUCUGCUUUUGACACAAGGUGCCGGCGGGUAGAUUUUGACGCCAAGAGAAGUGCGCGGAUUUCAGUAAUUGAAGUGAGGAAAGGUGUUCAAUUUAAUAAUGAAUCUCAAGCUUGUGGUCACGGAGAAUGGUUCUCCAGUUAUUGAGAACAACAAGUUGGUCGUAUGGGACCUUGAUAGUAAGUUAUUUAUUUCUCAUUAAUAUGAUUUUAUUAACGCUCUGAACAUGAUAGGAGGUUAUGGUGAAUAAUUUCUUUGUAUGAAAUUCUUCUUCGUCAAUCUUCAAAUGAUUUAUUUUUCUUUUAACAGAUAAUUGUCCAUUGCACCUUGAUAUAACAUCUGAAAAUCUAGCGUCUUUCAAUCUAUGUGUAAAUUCUUCAGGCAAGUUCUUUGCUUUACUAACCUCUGUUUUUUUAAAUAUUGUAUGUGAGAUUAAUUUACUCGAUGAAUCUUUAAAGAUAAAUAAUAUAUUUAUUGGUGAACAGAUGAGACUCCAGUGUCAGAAACAGAACUGUUGUCUAAUGAACAGCCUUCUGUAAAUUCUGAACAUAAAAACAUAUAAAGUCGACAGCUUACGAACAUCUCUGGCAAGAAAGGUGCAGCAUCAUGGAAAGAUGAUUAUGCAAUUAAAACUCUCAUUGACGAAUGAAGAGAACAUGAGAGCUAUUUCAAGAGCACUACCAUUACUAAUAAGAAAGUCUGGGAAAUGAUAGCCAGUAAAUUAAAAAAAGAGAAACCACUCUGGGAUUACACUGGUCAGCAAUGUAAAGACAAAUUUAAAGAUCUUAGGAAACACUAUGUAAAAGCUAGAGACCAGAAUGAGAAGGGCAGUGGCCUUCCAGUUGUCACAUGCAAGUUUUAUAAAGAAAUGGAUAAUGCUUUUGGUGACAAACCAGCUGUGAAACCUGUGUCCAUAGCUUCAACACUAAAGAAGCAUAAACUUGAUACUCAGGACUUUUCAAGUGCAUCUUCUGUACUCGUAGACAGCUGCAGUGAAGGCGACAGUGAGCAUGGCUGUGAUUCUACUCUUAAGUACAAAAAGAAAAAGAAAAGUGUUACUGAAAGAAAUAUCGAAAGACUACUUGCCAUAAGAGCAGAGGAAUGUAAAAAAAAAGAAGAGGCUCAACAGAAGAGGCACACUGAGCGUAUGGAGAGACAGGAUCGCGCCAUUGAGGUUUAUCAAAGUGCAAUGAAUCGACUCCUGGAGAAAUUAUAGAAUUGUAAGUGGUGUAUAGUUUUUCUUUCUGUUUUGACAAUGUACACUACUUUCUUUAAUUUUUUCUCUUGUUUUCUUUUGUUGUAGAAUUCCAUAUUAUUAGAACAAUUGACACUUCCGUUGGCUACCAGAGAUACCAAGGAGGUCUGUGACCAAAGAUUAAGUUUACAAUGUGUGAUAUCGUUAUUUGAUGCAGUUCUCAAGCUAGUUUGACAUAAUGCAUUUCUGUUGAUAGUGCGUAUAUUUUUUGUUUUGCUUCUCAAUUGUAUGAUUUACCUUUAGUAGUAUUCUUAUUGUUAUGUAGUAGUAUGCUUUGUUUUUGUCUAAUUAACAGUAUUAAUCUUUAAUAGUUUAAGUAUUUCAGUCUUUUAAGUUAUAAAAAAUCCAACUCUCACAUAA
Molecule: messenger RNA, 2657 nt
Organism: Formica exsecta
Lineage: Eukaryota; Metazoa; Arthropoda; Insecta; Hymenoptera; Formicidae
Exons: 2
Coding region: 1749-2258 (169 amino acids)
Source: RefSeq, a predicted model, not a curated record